AUGGAACCUGCGUCGCAACCCCCUCCCGCAAAUCCUUCGAACCUUCGCUUUACCCUUGAGCUGGAGUUCGUCUCCUCCCUUGCCAAUCCAUACUAUCUGUCCUACCUGGCCGUCACCUACCCAAACCUCUUGGGUGCCGCUCAAGCCGAUGAUGAGGACGACUCUACCUCUGCCCCGGAUGCCCAAGCCUUCGCAGCCUAUCUAGCCUACCUCUACUCCUACUGGAAGACCCCAGAAUACGCGCAGUUCCUCACUCACCCCGGCCCGACUUUGCGCGCCCUGCGAUUGCUCCAGGAAGACCGAUUCCGUCGCGACAUCAUCCUGCCUCACGUCAUCGAGAGCCUGGCCGGUAACUUGCCUGGCGAAAACCAGCCCAACGGUGUCGACGCCGAGGACAAGCAAGAAGAAACGAAUGGAACCCAUACGUGA
Molecule: messenger RNA, 429 nt
Organism: Penicillium subrubescens
Lineage: Eukaryota; Fungi; Ascomycota; Eurotiomycetes; Eurotiales; Aspergillaceae
Product: mediator of RNA polymerase II transcription subunit 31
Exons: 1
Coding region: 1-429 (142 amino acids)
Biological process (GO): regulation of transcription by RNA polymerase II
Cellular component (GO): core mediator complex; mediator complex
Molecular function (GO): transcription coregulator activity
Source: RefSeq, a predicted model, not a curated record